This is a messenger RNA of Bactrocera oleae (olive fruit fly), 1926 nucleotides long. RefSeq lists its product as uncharacterized. Lineage: Eukaryota; Metazoa; Arthropoda; Insecta; Diptera; Tephritidae. The record is from RefSeq and is a predicted model, not a curated record.
CUCCACCCUAGCCCCAAUUAACAAACAUCCGUUUGAGUUUACUCCUUAUACCCCUUAUAUAGAGAUGGUAUGUGAAGUACCUUAAUGAAACUCAGAGCGCAUUUAUUUCUAUUCAUACAAGUAAUAUGUAGUAAUGCCAAAAAUAGAUAAAAUCAGGUAAAUACUGUCCUUAACUUCCAUAAAUCUAAUAAUUUUCAAACAUCCGGUUAGCUUUACGCCGCAUAUAUCAGUCAGUAUGUAAAUGACGCUGCCACUAGCUAAAGAUUUCGAUUUUGCCAAUUGUUUCAUCUUUUCACAAGUGGUCGAUAAUUCGAAACACCACUCAUCGUUUUAACACUUCGAGUCUCGAAAAUAUUUAAAAUCUACAAAUUGAUUUCUGUACUUUUUCUUUUCUGAAGUUUAAAAUAUUACCAAAACAAAUUUGAAGUUUCUGUGUUUUCUGAAAAUUUUGAGAAUUAUACUGAAUGAUUCAGUCAUUCAUUCAGUUACUGCCUUUCGUACCGCUCGGCGAAUAAACGCGUAUCCAAGUAGACGAUUUACAUAAGCAUUUCGGCCAAAAAGAUAGGAAUUGUAACGUAAAGAGAAAAACAAUUAAAAGUAAACUUAAUUUUACCAAAACAAUAUAUAUAUUACAAGACACGGACUCUCGUUAAAAAUAAGUCAACCAGACAAAUACAGUAUAUAAUGUCCUUUGAAGAAGCGCUCUAUCAAGAACUCGAUUUAUCUUGGAAACAACCAACCGAUAAAGUACAACAACAAGCAGAAUCAGCAACAGAAGACGAACCAUCCACAUCGCAACGGCAAGACGGUUGUGAACAACAGCACCCAAUACCAGGAAGCACAGAACUUGCUACUCCGCUGAGCCACAAUCCCUUUCGAUUGCCGGUGCAGCCAUUCCAAAGUAGUUGCAGCAGUCAUACACUUUUUCCGCCACCACCAAUUUCACAAGCGCGCAAAUUAUCGCUACAAUGCACAUCACAUCAUCCGUCCACUAGUAAACAAUCGAAUUAUACAAAUACUUCCGUACCGAAUCCGCAAACCUAUAAUCUCGUUCAACAGAUUAUCCAAACCGUUGGUGAAUUAGAGAAUACGAUAAUUGAGGAUCGGCAAAACGAUUUCAAUUUGCAUAUGGCAUACGAGCGACAAACGGAGAAGCUAAAGAAUAUGUGUCAGUCAUUGGAUAAUGAGAAGGAACGUAAUGUGCGGCUGAUGGAGCUAAUACGUGGUGUGGAUGCCGCCUCUACAACGGAAGAUGAGGAGCCAGAAAAUGCAGUGUCGCGUUGCUGUGCCACGGAACGUUGGUCGUGUUCAUCCGAAGCAUAUGAUUCGAUAAGCCCGCUUUUAAUGCAACAAAGAUAUGACGAGCUUUCCAUUUCAUACAAAAAAUGCCGCCGACAACUUAUAAAAAAGGAAAAGCUGCUUCAGUUAAGUCGUUGUGAAACAGAAACAGCAAAAGCGCGCUACGACAAUCUUUUAGAUGAAUAUUGCAUAUUACAGAAACGUUUCGAAGAGAUAUGCUUCAAGUAUUUGCAAUUACAGGCGAGAAAAAAUUUAGAGAUCCAACGUCUACGCGAUGCUCUCAACAAUGCCGGCGAAUGUAUCGUGAAUGCGCAACAAUUAAUCGAUUGUUUGGAUGAAGAGACAAUCACAUUAUAUGCCAAUCAUAAUAUGAAAAACUUAUUUGAGGACAAUAACAAUAGCAACAAUAAUACUGAAACUAACGAAACGGACUGUAUAAGGGCAUUUAAGCAAAAUUUAGAGUUAUUUGUGAAGUCCUUGCGUCUCUGCCAGUGGGUACAACAGAACAAUAGUAUUUUAGGUGAAAACAACGAAAGUCAGCAAUGAAUUUCAUGUUUAACAGUUAUAACUAUGAACUGUAUGUGUCAAUAUUGGGUUUGUUAAACUAAAAUUUUGCGGAGAAAAAAA